This is a messenger RNA of Lotus japonicus, 1251 nucleotides long. RefSeq lists its product as uncharacterized. NCBI's taxonomy places the organism in Eukaryota, Viridiplantae, Streptophyta, Magnoliopsida, Fabales, Fabaceae. Bases 1 to 1251 code for a protein of 416 amino acids. The record is from RefSeq and is a predicted model, not a curated record. The transcript has a single exon.
AUGGCAUUAUGUGAGGAUGAGCUAUUUCAAAUCUUUUCAUGGCUUCCAGCUAAAUCAUUGUGCAAGUUCAAGAGUGCUUGUGGGUGGACCUUGAAUUUCAGCAAAGAAACAUAUUUUUGCAUGAAGAAUGCACAAAAUAUGUUGUUACAAGAUGACACUGGAUUUUUUAUACAGCAAGACAAUGGUCAGGGGUUUAGUGGAAGAAUUGAAAGCCAUUCUUUCAAUGUUGCGGAAUUAUUAACUUCUGGGGUGCCUCAAGAUUUCCUCAGCUUGUUGGCGAAGUCAGCAAAAAUCAUCACAUCAUGCAAUGGAUUAGCCUUGUGCCGAAGCACGCCGAGAGAGAGUGAAGUUGACCUUUUUCUGUGCAAUGUUGUGACAAAAACAUGGCUGCCAAUUGCUACUCCUGCUAGUGUUCAUGAAUCCCCUGAUGCUGAUGUGAAUGUUGUGUUUCAGUGCAUGAACGAUAGUCUUAAUGUGGAUGACUAUAGAAUAACCUUGAUAGAGAACUCCCUUGAAUGGUCAUCACAUCGUGAUUUGAAAGUGUAUUCUCCAAAGAAAGGUGUGUGGGAAGCCAUGGAGAAAAGCUUCUUUAUUGGUAGUAGGAACAUGAGACUUGAUAUGCCUGUGACUCUGAAUAACACUCUCCACUUCAUAUCUGAUAGUUCUCAAUAUUUUACCAAGUCAAGUCCUUUCUUUAGGCCAUAUAUAAUGGCGUACAAUUAUGAGAGUGGUGAAUCAACAAUGCUGAGGCUCCCAAGAGAUGCAAGAAGAGGUUCUCAUGAUGAUAGUUGCAACAUGGGAAUUUUUGAAUGGGGGAAGGCGAAGAGUUCAGAUCGUUCAAUUUGUUUAGUGAGACACCGGAAGCGCAUCUUUACCGUAUGGAUCUUGGAAGACUACAAGUCAACUUUAUGGAGAAGGGUUUUGAAAAUAAGGGUGAAAGCGAUGGGGUUGAAGGAGGAAGAUCCAAGAGUUGAAGGGUUUGCCGUCAUGAAUGGUGAUUGCUUGAUUUUCGCCACGGAGAAAAAGGUUUAUGGAUAUAAUUUGUGUGGUGGCAAACAUCUUCUAAGGGCAACAGAAAUAUGUGAGCAUGGAUUGAGAGGCAAAGUUUGUUUCACUUCUUAUUCUAACACUCUUAGACCGUGUGGAGCUGGUGCUACAACAUUUCAAGGUUAUGAUACCACUCAUCCCAAGGCAGAAAGAAGCACUUCAAGAGCCUGCAAGACAGACUACUUCUACUCUGAAGAAAAAUGA